AAAUUCGAAAAAAAUUGCAAAAAUCACCAUUUUUCACCUAUAAAUAGAGGAGCACCUUGCCCUUCCAUUCCACACCAGCAACACCAUUUUCUCUCUUGUUUCCUCCUCUCAUUCUUGUCUCAAAGUUCGUGAGAAUUAGCGAUAAUUUGGCAAAAUUAGUUUGAAUUAUUGCAAAAAAAUCCGAGCAAUUCCAAAAUCGUCAUCCUGCUGAUUUGCUAUCUUGAAGUUGAAGAAAUCUUGUGUCAUUCGACAUUGAUCAUGGAUGCCGGUGAUCAUGAUACAUCCAUAGAUCAUGAUUUUUUUCUCCAAGGACUCACAGGGGACUACGGCCCCUUUGAUACUAGUGCUGCAGGUGAUGAUGGACCCGACGGUGAACCUCCGGUUGGUUCACAUCCAGAUCCAGGUGAUGCAGCAGGAGUGCCAUCGUCAGGCUCUACAAGUGCGCACACAUUAGCAAGCAGCGGGUCUAAAAGAUCAAGAGCCGGUACUUCCGAUGUUUGGCAAGACUUUGAAAGGAUCUACAAAGAGAAAGAUGGGGUAAGUGUCAGGUAUGCUAAGUGUUAUAUUUGUAAAAAUGAAUUAUCUGCAAAGCCCUCGGGUGGAACGGGGCACUUGAAGAGGCACGCCAUAAGUUGCAAGCGAAAGAGUGGAGCAGCCAUGAAGCAGACGGUGUUGCAGUACAACCCCGACGGCUCUGUUCAUCAUUGGGAGUAUGACUCUGCCAAUGCUCGAAAAGAGCUAUGUCGCUUCAUUGCAAGAGCGGAUCUACCACUCAAUAUCGGUUCUUCAUCAAGAAGUUCAGACUCUUCGUCACGAUCGUCUACGGGCACCGGAAUUCCAACAUCCGGAGGGGAGCUAACUACCUUCAUCGACAGUGACGUUAUCAGCCACGAACAAGAAAACUUCAACAUACUGCAAUGGUGGCAUGAGCACAAGACGAAUUAUCCAGUUCUUUCACUGUUAGCGCGAGAUUUGUUAACGGUUCCUGUAUCUACAGUUUCUUCUGAGGCUGCCUUCAAUCUUACAGGAAGGAUAAUCGAAGAGAGAAGAACAAAUCUGUCAAGUGAGAUGGUUGAAAUACUCACCAUAGUAAAGGAUUGGGAACAAGCUGAAGCACGAAUGCAACACACUGCAGAAAAUACUGAGCUUGAAGAAUCAUUCCAAAAUUUGUAUCUAGAUGCUGAUGAGAACGUGUAAUUUUAAAUUUUCUGAGCUAGGUUGUACUCUUUUUUCCUUUGCUAGAAAGGUUUUUAAUGAGGCAACCUAUCAAUAAAGCUCAUUUUUAGAAUUAAUCAUGUGCCCCUAUUAUUUCUAAGUUUUUUUAUUCAUGUUUUUUGUUUAUUUUUUUAAAAUACCCCCCGCGGCCCCACCCCCACCUACCUCUCCUCUCAUCCCUAUAAAUACCAUCUACUCCAUCUCAAACUCCACCCUGCCCACCCAUCUCUCUUUUCCUAUUUGCUAGCCAAGUAGCCAGUAUUCACUUCACAUCAAGAAACUAAUUCCAUAUUUCAAUUCAUGGAUCAAGGCGCCGAGAACUCAGGUGUAUGGUCUCAAGUGUGGCAACAUUUUGAAAAGGUCUUCAAAGAAAUUAACGGGGAACAGGUAAGAUUUGCUAAGUGUAAUAUAUGCAGUAUAGAAAUAGGUGCCAGAUCUUCACAUGGAACGGGACACUUGAGGAAGCAUAUGAAAAAUUGCAAGCAAAAUUCUGGGGUUUCUAAUGAAACCAUGUAAUUUUCGGAGCAUAAUCAUUGGUUGUACUCUUUUUUCCUUCUAGUAGAAAGGUUUUUAACGAGGCAACCAAUCAAUAAAGAUGUUAUGUAUUUAUUUUCCA
Phragmites australis (common reed) is the source of this 1831-nucleotide messenger RNA. RefSeq lists its product as uncharacterized. Bases 259 to 1197 code for a protein of 312 amino acids. The record is from RefSeq and is a predicted model, not a curated record. The transcript has 3 exons. Lineage: Eukaryota; Viridiplantae; Streptophyta; Magnoliopsida; Poales; Poaceae. Gene Ontology annotation, molecular function: DNA binding; protein dimerization activity.